Messenger RNA from Plasmodium yoelii, 516 nucleotides. RefSeq names its product conserved Plasmodium protein, unknown function. The record is from RefSeq and is a predicted model, not a curated record. NCBI's taxonomy places the organism in Eukaryota, Apicomplexa, Aconoidasida, Haemosporida, Plasmodiidae. The transcript has a single exon. The coding region runs from base 1 to 516 and encodes 171 amino acids.
AUGAUAAUUCUUAUUUUUUUAAUUUUUUUUUUGGAAAUAUUAUGUAAAGGAUAUGUUAUAAACAUAAUUAAAGGAAGAGAUCAUAAUUUUUAUAUUCCAAUUAAAAAUUAUGUUGAAAAAAAACAAAAAAUAAUAAUAAAACCUCAUGUAUUUAGAAAUUACAUGAAAAGGUUAAGAAAUGCGACUGUCGAAAUUGAUAUUGAAAAUCGAAAAGAUUUAACAAAAAUCGAAAUUAUAAAAAUGUUUUUAAAAGGAGUAAGAGAAUGUAAAAAUGUCGAAAUUCUAAAAGAAAAAGCUAAAGGUCAUGUACCACCAACAACGAAAAGAAAAUUAAUGAAACAAAAAAGAAUGGUUAAUUUGAGAAACCAUAUAAAAAAUGAUAGAAUUAAAAAACAAGAAUAUGUUAAUCCUAAUCAAAAUAUUUUAAAUUUUCCAAAAAAUCAAAUAAAAAAUAUUAAUGCUGCUCUUUUAUAUUUUAAGCAUUAUUUUGGAAAAUACGAAAAUAACCCCAAUUAA